ACCAGCAUUUUCUCCAAACCUGCACCAGUGGUUUUCUCGAAACUCUUUUGCGCCAAGCUUUGCAAAGCAUGAAGAAUCCAAGCAAAUCGAUCUUUAUAUCAAGCAUUUUGAUCUUUGUAGUUCUUUUCUCACAUCUAACGUCAACCGCAUCUCAGGAAGUCGAGGAUGAGAGAGAGUUUGAUUAUUUGGAUGGUAGCGAGAUGGGGCCACGUCAUUGGGGAGACAUCCGGAAAGAAUGGGCUGCAUGUAAGAAUGGAGAUAUGCAGUCUCCCAUAGAUUUGUCAAGUCGGAGAGUGAAAUUGACUUCCAAGUUGGGGGAACUAAAAAGGAGCUACAAACCUUCUAAUGCCAUCAUCAAGAAUAGAGGGCAUGAUAUUUCGGUGCAAUGGGUAGGUGAUGCCGGCUCCAUACAGAUCAACGGCACUGAUUACUCUCUCCAACAAGGACAUUGGCACUCACCUUCCGAGCAUUCCAUCAAUGGCAGGAGGUAUGACUUGGAGCUGCAUAUGGUUCACUUAAGCCAGGACAUCAACAUGAAAAAUAAGAUUGCUGUUGUUGGACUUUUCUAUAAGAUUGGUCGACCAGAUGCUUUCCUCUCAAAGUUGAUGCGAAGCAUAACAUCCAUGGCCGAUGAGAAGGCAGAAAGAAAUAUUGGGGUGAUUGAUCCUAUAGAAAUAAAAAUGGGUGGAAAGAGGUACUACAGAUACAUGGGCUCUCUCACUGUUCCUCCAUGCACUGAAGGUGUUACUUGGAUAAUCAAUAAGAGGGUAAGGACUGUCUCAAGGAAGCAAGUAAAGUUACUCAGAGAGGUGGUCCAUGAUUAUGCUGAGAUGAAUGCAAGACCAGUUCAACCACUCAACCGUCGUGAGGUCCACUUAUAUUGUCAAACGUUAAGAAGAACAAAAAACUAAGUACUACAAGAUAACAGAGUAUUCGGAAGAUGAUUUACAAUGUUGAAGCUAGUUAAGUGUAGUACAAUGCAUCUAUAUGCAUUUUAUAAAUAAAAAUACCAUCAGCUUUA
Juglans regia (Persian walnut) is the source of this 1021-nucleotide messenger RNA. RefSeq names its product alpha carbonic anhydrase 7-like. The transcript is spliced from 7 exons. The record is from RefSeq and is a predicted model, not a curated record. The coding region runs from base 69 to 911 and encodes 280 amino acids. Lineage: Eukaryota; Viridiplantae; Streptophyta; Magnoliopsida; Fagales; Juglandaceae. Gene Ontology annotation, molecular function: carbonate dehydratase activity; zinc ion binding.